AUGGCUACUUAUCAGGAAUAUUUUGUUCAAAAUGAAGAACGUGAUGGUGUACGUUUCACAUGGAACAUGUGGCCAUCAAGUCGUUUGGAAGCUACACGACUUGUAGUUCCACUUGGAUGUUUAUUUACGCCAUUGAAAGAACGUCUUGAUCUGCCAGCGAUCAACUACGAGCCUGUUCUAUGUACACGGGACUCGUGCCGAGCAAUCUUAAACCCGUUUUGUAGUGUGGAUUAUCGAGCGAAGAUAUGGAUAUGUAAUUUUUGUUUGCAACGAAAUAACUUUCCACCGCAAUAUGCUGGAAUAAGUGAACAAUUAACACCAGCUGAACUUUCACCACAGUUUACAACCAUUGAAUACACAUUAAUCCGUGCACCUAUUUCGCCAGCGAUAUUCCUGUUUGUCGUCGAUACUUGUAUGGAUGAAGAUGAUCUGACAGCAUUGAAAGAAUCGCUACAAAUGGCGUUGAGUUUAUUGCCGACGGACGCACUGGUUGGUCUGAUUACAUUUGGUCGAAUGGUUCAUGUUCAUGAACUAAAUUGCGAAAAUAUGGCACGAAGUUAUGUUUUCCGAGGAACGAAAGAUCUGACUACAAAACAAGUUCAGGAUAUGCUUGGCCUAGCAAAGCAUCAACCAAAUACAAGAUCAAUUUCAACAAAUCCGAAUGCACCACCGCAAUCGAAUGUGUUUUACAGCAAAUUUAUUCAGCCAGUGUCGGUAUGCGAUAUGUCGUUGACAGAUCUUCUUGGUGAACUUCGACCUGAUCCAUGGCCUGUCUCACAAGCGAAACGCUCAUUGCGAUCAACUGGCGCCGCACUUUCAGUUGCUACUGGUUUACUCGAGGCUCUCUAUCCAAAUACGGGUGCCCGUCUUAUGCUGUUCAUUGCUGGUCCAUGCACACAAGGGCCAGGCAUGAUUAUCGAUGAAGAAUUGAAACACACGAUUCGUUCUCAUCAUGAUAUUGAAACCGAUAAUGCCAAAUAUAUGAAAAAGGCAAUCAAAUUUUAUGAAAAUAUUGCUAGUCGAGCAGCGAUCAAUGGACAUGUCAUCGAUCUAUAUUCAGCAGCACUAGAUCAGACGGGUUUACAUGAAAUGAAAUAUUGUACGAAUUACACGGGAGGUCACAUGGUGAUGAGUGAUUCGUUUAAUACUUCGUUGUUUAAACAAACUUUUCAGAAAGUCUUUGCCAAAGACAAUAAGAAUGAUUAUCGAAUGAGUUUUGGUGCAACUUUAGAAGUGAAAUGUAGUCGAGAAGUGAAAGUUUGUGGUGCUAUUGGUUCUUGUGUUUCAUUGGCACAACGUGCACCGAAUGUAUCCGAAACUGAAUUAGGUAUUGGUGGAACAAAUGCUUGGAAAAUCUCGGGGAUCUAUCCCAAUUCGACUCUUUCGCUUUUCUUCGAGAUAAUCAACCAGCAGCAAGAAGCGACACAGUCAGUUCCAACAGAUCAACGUGGCUAUGUGCAAUUUAUUACGCACUAUCAACAUCUAUCUGGUUAUAGAAAACUUCGUGUAACAACUAUUUCAAGAAAUUUGCUCGAUGCUACAACACAUCUGCCAGCGAUAGCUGCAUCAUUUGAUCAAGAAUGUGCUAGUGUGUCCAUGGCGCGUAUUGCCGUUUUUCGCGCCGAUACUGAAGAAGGCUCCGAUGUACUUCGUUGGUUAGACAAAAUGCUCAUCCGAUUAUGUCAAAAAUUUGCUGUCUAUGAAAAAGACAAUCCAGGUUCAUUUCAAUUAAUUGACACGUUUACGUUGUAUCCUCAAUUUAUGUAUCAUUUACGACGGUCACAACUUCUUCAAGUAUUUAACAAUAGUCCUGAUGAGUCAGCAUUUUACCGACAUUACCUACUUGGCGAAGAUUUAACACAAUGUUUAGUUAUGAUUCAACCCAUUCUCUAUGCUUACUCGUUCAAUGGUCCACCUGAACCUGUGCUUUUGGAUAGUAGUAGUAUUUUGCCAGAUCGUAUAUUAUUAAUGGAUACAUUCUAUCAUAUUCUCAUCUAUCAUGGUGAAACAAUAGCUCAAUGGAUAAAAGCAGGUUAUCAAGAUUUACCAGAAUAUGAGAAUUUCAAGCAGCUCCUUCAAGCACCUGUCGGAGAUGCUUCAGAAAUUCUUCAAAAUCGCUUUCCCAUGCCACGUUACGUGGUAACAGAAGCUGGUGGAUCACAAGCACGAUUUCUUCUAUACAAAGUCAAUCCCUCUCAAACGCAUACGAAUUGCGUAUGGGGACAAGCUGUUGGAGCGCCUAUUCUGACUGAUGAUGUCAAUUUGCAAACAUUUAUGGAACACUUAAAAAAGCUAGCUGUAUCAACGUCAACUUAG
This is a messenger RNA of Adineta ricciae, 2316 nucleotides long. NCBI's taxonomy places the organism in Eukaryota, Metazoa, Rotifera, Eurotatoria, Adinetida, Adinetidae. The record is from the annotation of a GenBank genome assembly.